Messenger RNA from Guyanagaster necrorhizus, 665 nucleotides. RefSeq lists its product as uncharacterized. The record is from RefSeq and is a predicted model, not a curated record. Lineage: Eukaryota; Fungi; Basidiomycota; Agaricomycetes; Agaricales; Physalacriaceae. The annotation marks the transcript as partial. The transcript has 18 exons.
AUGUCCCUCUCGACAAUACACGAGUUCUUUCUUUUUGCUCAACCUGACCCGAUGCUUGUGAUCGUGAUAUACAGUGUCGGCGCGUUUGAAAUAGCGGUGACUAUUGCUUCUUUACUCUUUGGCGGCGAGCCCGCCCUUCGUCUUUUCUCAUUAAUGCUCUGGGUACAGUUCUGGAAAUACGCCAAUGGAUAUCAAAGAGAUCCGUGGUAUAUCAAAGCAAUAGUGGCGACUGUGUUUUCCGGUAAUCUGUUUCAUCAGGUGUGCCUCAACCACUCGCUAUACACAUACACAGUAACGCAUUGGGGAGAUGUAGAUGUGCUACUUUCUAUACCAUGGAGUUUCCUCGGUCUUGUUACAGCUAGUGGAUGCGUAGCCUUUGUAGUGCAAUCGUUCUACGUCUACAGAAUUUGGAAACUGAGCAACGGAAGCUAUCUUCUAAUCUUCCCUUUGGCGGCAAUAUCAAUGGCAGAGUUCAUUGUCAACAUGUAUGCUGUUGAUGCAGGCCGAAGAAUUACCGUGUACACAGAGCAAGUGAAGAUAAAGGACAAAUACCAUGAUUACUCGUCUGGCUUCGCUUGCAUCUUGAUAAUGCAGCAUGGCAGCACUGCUGACAAUUAUCACACUGUCCAUUUGGGACAGGACUAUGAUCGACCACCCAUUCUACU